AAAAGUUCCUAAUAGCGAUAUCCAUCAAUUCAUGUCAACCGGACGAAUUCUCCACUGAAAAGAUUCAAUGUGAAGGCUUCAUGAAAUUUUUAUUGGCAGCAAUUCCUCCCGUGGAAUCUCAUCUCACAUAUAUACUUGCCUUAGUACACACGUGUUGCUAGUAUUGUACUUACAAAGGCAAAUUCCUAAGUCCAGCCACACUCUGAGGCAAGACAAAACAAGUUCAAGCCCGGAGAACUGGAAAAGGCACGUGGAUAUCACACGGCAGCGUAUCGAUUUACCUGCUUCUCUGAUUCUCACUUGGUUUCUGCUUUCUGCUUUCUGGUUCUCUUAGUGGUAGCCGUCACACACUUGAGCAGAUUGCCUUUAUAUUUAUUUUGCCUUUACCUUCACUUCACCUCAUCAAUGUCUUCCGUUCUCCCAAAUGGGAACGCGUCAGCCCAACGAGUUCCAGCGUGGAAACGAUUGGGCCUCAAGCUUAAGCCUGCAUCUGAAGAGAGCCAGAACGCUACCCUACAUACGGAUACCGUUGCUCCGCCGGUGCCCAACCAUCAUCGGGAAAAUAUUGCCGGCCCUAUCAAUGUUAAUGCAAAGAGGAAAUCUUCUGGUGUUCCUGCAUUAGGCCAUUCGGCGAAAAAGCCAAAACGAGACGCCUCUCAAAGUCAAAUUGCUUCCACCCAGACACCAUCAAAAAAGGCCAAAUCCGUUUCGUUCGCUGCCGAGUCCACCCAACAAGCCGGGUCUGCAGCAACGACAAACAGCACACAAAUCAGAAACAAGCAAAAGCAACCAUCUCCUAAGAAAGCCGUCGCAGCUCCAGUCAAGAAGCAAGCUGCUGUUAAUUUGGAGCCAGCACUUUUGUAUUUACGUCAGUGGCACACAUCCAAGGACACCUGGAAGUUUAACAAAAAUCAUCAGACCAGGCUACUAGAACAGGUCUUUGCUGACGAGACCACUAUACCGGCGGCUGAUAUCAACGUCUUCUACGAAUAUAUCCGGGGUUUGAAGGGAGCUGUCAGAACGAGGCUUAGGGAGCUUGCAUCAGGCACCAAAGCACAGGACAUGGAACUAGGAUCACAAGGUUUCUCUGCCUCGAGCAAGGAGAUGAUUGAGAGGAGGCAGAGGGAAUACGAGGAAGUCAUUGCGGCUUUUCUACGUCAGCCAAGGAUAACAGGGAAGCGACGUUUCGACGAGAUAGACUACGUGCUACGGACUUCCGAUAUGGAGAUGCAACGUCGGGUUGUUAAGCGGAUGCGUUGUGAGAACGUGUUGGACGAACUGUCAGACAGCGAGACCGAAACAGUAUCAACUAUGACCACUGCCGAGGAUUCAGAGGGCGCUACGAGCGAAGGAGCUACGGCUGCAGCUGAGGAUGUUCAACGCCUAAGACUGAACGAUGGCCCCCUACAAAGGAUCAAGCGAAAGAGGAAAUCGCGGACUGUAGUCGUCGACGAAGAUACCAAUUCAGAAUCCGACUCCGGCUCCGAUUCUGGUUCAGACUCCGGCUCAGGUAGCAGCGAUAGUAGCAGCUCUGAUGAUGAAUCUGGAGACGAAGCAGCGCAGCCCCAAUUGCGUACAGACGAUGCCGACACAUCAUCUAGCAGCUCUUCCUCGGAGUCGGAAUCUGCUUCUGAUGAUUCGGACGACGAUUCGGAGGAUGACAAUUGAUCGGAAUAAAAAGAAAAAAUA
This is a messenger RNA of Daldinia decipiens, 1689 nucleotides long. RefSeq lists its product as uncharacterized. The transcript has a single exon. The coding region runs from base 406 to 1668 and encodes 420 amino acids. Lineage: Eukaryota; Fungi; Ascomycota; Sordariomycetes; Xylariales; Hypoxylaceae. The record is from RefSeq and is a predicted model, not a curated record.